AUGUUUGAAUGCGCAACUUGUGGCCAGAAGUUCUACGACAGCGAUGAAUGUGGUGACCACAUGGACACCUAUGACCAUUGGGCCAAAUGCAAGACCUGCGAAAUGGAGUUUAGCGCUCAGAGACUUGCCGACACCCACAUGAAGAUCUUCAAUCACUGGCCUACAUACGAAUGCGAAACAUGUCCAAUGGAGUUCGACACAAACGCCGCUCAAGACAAGCAUAUGCGGGAAUUGGAUCAUUUCGAUCGGUAUUGUCCGGAUUGUGAUCGAUACUUCAUGAACAAUAACAACCUGCGCAUGCAUCUAAAUUCCAAGAUGCACCGUGGCACAUUAGUCCACUGUCCCUGCUGCAAUACUGCGUUCGGCACUGCAAGUGGCGCAUGUACUCACCUCGAGUCGGGCGCCUGCCCCGGAGCUCCGGGCGUCAACCGCGAGUCCUUGUACAAGUUCGUCCGGGAGAAGGAUCGCGACGGCUUCCUCACGAACAACCUUAUCGGCUGGAAGGAAGAUCAAGAGUGUACCAAGUGGGAAGUCAAUCCAAAUACUCACAACGGUAGUUACUGGGAGUGCUACUUCUGCCACCGACAGUUCAACACCGCGUCUUCACUGAGUUCACAUCUCAAUUCCCCUGUUCAUAAGCAGAAGAUUUACCACUGUCCCAACAAGCGGGGAAACUGUAACAAGCAGUUCAUUACUUUGGCUGGGCUUUUCGCUCAUCUUGAAAGUGAAUCGUGUGGAUUGACGCGGUUCGAGAAUGUCCAGAAGGAGUACCAAAACGUUCUCACUGGGCGGGGUCUCCUUACCUCUUAG
Molecule: messenger RNA, 810 nt
Organism: Penicillium manginii
Lineage: Eukaryota; Fungi; Ascomycota; Eurotiomycetes; Eurotiales; Aspergillaceae
Exons: 2
Coding region: 1-810 (269 amino acids)
Biological process (GO): regulation of transcription by RNA polymerase II
Molecular function (GO): RNA polymerase II cis-regulatory region sequence-specific DNA binding; DNA-binding transcription factor activity
Source: RefSeq, a predicted model, not a curated record